AUGAGUGAAAAGCUUGAGCCCUACAAAAGCAGACUCACUCCUGGAACAUACAUCAUGACAAAAGAGAUGCUAAACGAUGAUAAACGCGAAGGUUUUCGAGCUCUGAAUACUCAAUAUCUUUUUUAUAUGAAAUCUCUAAUGGACGAAUUUCAUCACAUUGUUCCUACAACCGAGCCAAGACUUGAUGGCGACAAUGUAUUGAUCCUGAUGAGGCUCAUGCCACAUACAUUGCAAGAAACUUUACCUGGUAAUCCAAAAGAAUCUGAAAAAGGUUCUAUAGAGGAGCAAGCAACUACCGUAUUAAAUCUUAAAGAGGACAAAAAACGCUCUAUAAUGAGUCAAUUGGUAGAUAUUGUUCAAUAUUUUGUUGAUAAUAAUUUCUUUUGUCUUGAUUUCAAACCAGACAACCUUUUACUUGAUGAUAAAUUCAAUGUCUACAUUACAGACUUUGGUCUUGGCAUUGAAGUAUUAGAUUCUUACCAAAAAGAGUUUGGAUUCAUAAUUGGCCAAACUGUUAUGGCAACAGAUGUAUACAAGGCACCAGAGCUUAUCAAUGAAAGGGUCGUGUCGUCGAAGACAGAUGUUUAUGCUCUCGGAAUCACUUUUUUCCAAAUGUUAACUGGCUUUAAUCUUAAAACUGAUGAAGGAUGUCAGAAACUCCAAUGUUUCUUAAGAAAUCCAGAAUCACAAUCCUUCAGUUCCCUAAAACCUAAUGAACGCAAUAUGCUUUUAGAUUGUCUCGCUGAAGACCCUAAAAUGAGAAUCAGAAUUGAUGAUCUAAAAAAGAAAUAUUUUGAUGACCAUCAAUAA
Molecule: messenger RNA, 810 nt
Organism: Trichomonas vaginalis G3
Lineage: Eukaryota; Parabasalia; Trichomonadida; Trichomonadidae
Product: protein serine/threonine kinase protein
Exons: 1
Coding region: 1-810 (269 amino acids)
Biological process (GO): protein phosphorylation
Molecular function (GO): ATP binding; protein kinase activity
Source: RefSeq, a predicted model, not a curated record